AUGGAUGAAAAAGAGAAGAGCGAGAUGAAAGAAAGCUCAGAGGAAACGUUCAUAUCAUUAAUAAAGGACUUCUGCGGUUACACUUCUGCGCAUGGCCCUGAAAGAAUUAUGUCUGCAAAACAAUGGAUACGAAAAGCAUUCUGGAGCUUGCUUUUUGUCGCCGCAAUCACCGUGCUAGGAAUUCAAGUUCGUACGUUGUACAACAAAUACAAGAGUCGACCGCUUGUCACCUCAGUUACACUGGAGUCUGACACGGUAACGUACAGUAAUGUCGAAGGUAGGGGGGAGGGGUGGGGGGCAGUUGGGUAGCGCAGUGGAGAAUAUAGGCGGGAGGGUAAGGGAGGCAGGAGAGGAGAAGACUGGAGGUGGGCGUUCUAAAAGGGUGGGAGGCUGGAGAAAUAGGAGAACGUUACGCAACAACGCUUAAUAUUGCGCCUUCGAAAACAUGCUCCAAAAUGGGGAAGGAACCGGAAAUGCAGGGUACUGAAGUCGGGAGGUAUGGACUCCCCUGUCCCCCCUACGGAAUUAUUGAAGUCGCUUUAGUAAGGAGGGCAGGUUGAAGUGUUUGUGCAAAUUUCGACUGCUGCAAGUCUUGCACUUCAAUCCGGGAUAUCAGGACGAUAACGAUGACAACAACAAUUGCGAUGAUAACAUUAACGAUAACAAUAACGAUAUAGAUGUCUGAGCUGAAGACAAAGAUGAAGAUAUCAGAGCUAUGAUAAUGGCGAUGUCAGCAUCGAUGACGUUAUGGAUAUGAAUGCUAACACGAUGACAUUAAUGAUUAGAAAAUGAGUGAAAACGAUGACGAGGCUACAGUCAGUGACACUAAAGCUCAUAACAAUGAUGGUAACCUCUGAUAAAUAAAAAAACUUUUGAUAAACCGACUCGAACGAAAAAAAAGUUAUAUCACCGCCAUUAGACUUAAGUACUUUAAAACUGUUGUGUUUAUUUUUCUUACAGAGUCUUCCUUUUCCAGUUGUUACUAUCUGCAAUUUUAAUGCUCUUAAAUAUGACUCGCUCCUCGAGAGCAACUUGACUGCUCUCAAAGCGACGUUCCCAGCACGAAGUAAGUUGGUUCAGGGUGAUUUAAUAUUCGAAUAAUACGUUCUUUAAAGUGAUGUAUACCUGCUUGAGUUUUUGCAUGAUUUACAAGACCUCAUCGCCCCGCCAUGUGAUGUAAUCCAAGAAAGAAUCCCGAUUACCUUGUAUGGAGCGAACCUCAAUUCGGCGUUUAAUUAUAUGCUUUCAACGCGCUGUGUGAUUCAAUGAAUAUAAAUACAUCCAACGGAUGAAGAAAGUUGACCGCUAAUUUAGGGCAGUGCAGCUUAUCAUAUAUGAAACCAGCAACAUAUCAUAUUAUUGAAUGUCAAUGCGAAAUAAUCAGCAUGUCUUCACAUUUCUUCACCGAGCCUGAAAUUUACCAUCUUUCAUUCUUUCGCCAUAUCAUCUUAUUCUAAUCUUCUUACAUUUCGCAGAUGCCUCAUCCUCCCAGCAACGAAGAAGGCGUCGAUCAACAGACGAUUCUGGAAGCGCUUCUCCGACCACCGAUCCCACAAACAACGAAGAUUAUGAGAAUUGGUAUGACUGGGAAGGGGAGGACUCUGUUGACUACGACGCAGAAUACUUGGCGACUGAAAAAGUGGCUCUUCUCAUGGCGGAAGAAGAUAAAAGUGUUCUUUCGUCUCUCGGUCAUCAGUUCGAAGAUAUGGUAUUGUCGUGUACCUUCCGAGGAAUUCAAUGCAGGUACUGUACAUAUCUGUACUUUUUUAAGGCAGGAUUAUGCAACCGGUUCGCUGAGCUAGGUAAUUUGCUCGUUUGUCAGUUAUUUUUGUUUUCAAGUUGUUCCCAAUUUUAAAAGAAAACUUAAUUUUAAGAUUUAUAUAUAUUUUUUUACUUAGCAACUUCACAGAUAGAUUUUGGUCCAAAUAUUGGCACUACAAAUAUGGAAACUGCUAUGUUUUCAAUAGCGAAUUAACAAGCUCUGGAGCAAAAAGGAAACUUUUGAUAUCAAACAAGGCGGGUCCUUCUCAUGGUGAGUUUUCUAUUUGGUUGUGUUGAAGUUAUAGACGAAUUUCUCGACAUUGGAAGGUUUUCUCCCAACCGUUCACGGAAGCCUCUGUUCUUGCAAAAGUUGCCUCAAUGUUCCUUAAACGUUGAACUACACUUACGUAACUCUCAGAAGUAUCGUAUGGGUAUAAGAUGCUUUAGCAAUGUAUGAUGGGCUGCAAACGUGCAGUAUUUCAAGUUACAAUUUGUUACAUCUUUGUGUGUUCAUUUGCUGCUUUUGAUCACAUCGGUCUUAUUAGUUUUCUGCGUAUGAUCUUAUAGUAACUUUUGUCCUAUCCUCAGGUCUUAACCUUGAGUUAAACAUUGAACAGGAUGAAUACCUUGAUUCCUUCACACCAGAAGCAGGGGUUCGGGUCGACAUUACCAAUCAGGGACAAAUGCCUUUUCCAUUGGAAAGAGGGCUUAGCCUAGCACCAGGCUUUGCAACAGCAAUUGGCCUAAGAAAGGUUUGAAGAGUCUUUUGUUAUCUUUAUUAACGUCUGUGGCUUGGAUCAGCAGCUUUCGUCGUAGGGUUAAUCUCACCCCAGCUUGUAACGUCUACGUAGCGCUCAGAUCCUUGUUAUGCUUGGCCCCAAAACGAACUCAACAAAUUCUCUAGGUGUGCGCGUUUCGAAUUCCCCUUUAAGCUAGUUGGAGAAUCGACAAUGACCUUUUUGACAGGCCAAUCAUGAAACAUACGAACAAGGGUAAGUGGGCUGGCCUCUCAGACGGACUUAACCAAAGGUUAAACGCAGGCUAGACCUGAAUAUUAAGACUAUGACCAUGAAAUCGACAGAUUGAUAGCGCAUCUAAAAUUUCCAAGAGUAGUAGUGUACCAACCAUACGCAUUGUUCCAUAUAUAGUCAAUAGGAAAUCAACUCUUCACAACGCGUGCUUCAGUUUUGUUACCUGCUAAACCGCAGUGGAUCGUACUGUGAAACCUGAUUUUUAUUUUCUUUGUUGCCUUUUUUUGCGACAGGUCAUCAUCCAACGAGAAGAUCCUUUUAGAAACGACCGCUGUCACAAAAACACCACUGUACAUAAAUCCCUUGAUUUGUACAACAGAAUGUUUAACGCAACAUACUCGGCAACGGUGAGAUAUGGUCAUGUCAGUGUCAGCGAUUUUCCCAUUUAUUGUACUAUAGAAGUGAUGUUUCUUAGUUGGCUGGAAUCAUAUUUGUAUUUUCAUUUUGUCUCGCUCAUUUUCGAUACAGUUUUGUUUUCAUUUAAAGGCCUGUAAGGAGUCUUGCCUCGCUGCAAAUCAGUUUGGAAUUUGUGGCUGCAUGGAGUACAAAUUUCCCGUUGACAAAGAACCAUUGUGCGACAUAACUAACAGAUCUGUCAGUAAGUGCAAACAGUUUUGUUAUAUUCCUAGAAUUUCACUCAACUAAACAGGGACUGCCAUUGGUUGAUUCUUGGUCACGUGGCCUUGACUAAAAUCAAAUGUAUCCCGAUCGUGAUACAUUAAACAAUGUAUCCCGCUCGGGAUACAUUGCAGCACGUGAUCAAAGCAUGGUGGAAAGUGGCGUGACAGAAGGCGGGAAAAACACUGCCAGGUUGCCAGUUUUCUUUUUCGUGAAUGAACACAACAACACAAUCACGAAGCCUCAAGCUAAAAAGCAACGAUUUUUAAAGUUAUCCCAGAAGUUCCCAGAAGAAAAACAGCAGCUAGUGGCGGAAAAAGAUGCAGAUGAUAUAAGGAAAGUACUUUUGUUUGUAAAUCAUUCAUUCAGUGGUUUUGAGAAUUAAAUUUGUGUUGUUAUAAGUACCAAGUCGACUGUUUUGGUUCGUUUUCGUUCGCUCCGGUUAUUCUUUUGUUGCUGUUGAAGUGAAAGUUCUAGAAAUAUAACAAAACACUUAAUGUCAGAUCCCUCGGGAAACCAGUUAGUUUUGUUUUCCCUCGAGUCCUGAUGUUUCCCUCGACUUCGUCUCGGGAAACAUCAGGACUCUCGGGAAAACAAAACUAACUGUUUCCCUUGGGAUCUGACAUUAAGUGUAUAAUGUGCAGGGGUUAUGGGCACACGGCCACACUUAAGCGUCCGUCAUUGCUCAAUGUCCUUAUUUUCUCACAGGCUUACAACCUGUAAACGUUAGUGGCGUUUUGAUUACUUGAAACCAAGAGAAAUUCUACAAUCAUCGUCAUUUGCAAUUUCUUGAGGCUUAAGCAAAUUUUUUCUGAGUUGACGUCGGUAUUUUUCAACCAGACGGAGGCUCAAGCGCGCGAAACAGUUUCGCCUUCACUCUGUCAGUUGAAUAAUUUAUAGCCCUGAACGAUCUGUGACUAUUUCAAAAAGUUGUCAUGAUUAAGAGACUGAUAAGACAGUUGUAUUUUGAAAAGAUUUUAGUCUAUGAGUACCAUGAAGAACAUUAAGUGAGCCGGCACAGCUUCUAUCUAGAAAACGAACAGUGACCAAUUCACCUAACCUUAUUGUGCGAAUAAUUACAUGGCUAGAUUUAGGAGGCGGCCGUGCGCUAGUUCCGAUCAGCGCUUAACUCGGCUGGGCAGAAAAUUUGCGCAUUGACGUUGUUUAUCGCAAUGUACACAAUAGAUGUGGCAGAAUGAUCACUUGAUAAAGAAACUUGAUUUUCCUUACAGAUAUCUGCCUUAACAAGGUGCAAAAAUUAUUUAGAGAGAGUAAACUUAACUGCAGCAGCUCUUCUUGUCCACCACCCUGCUGGUAAGCAAAUGUUUUGAACGGUAUCUAAAUCAGUCCAGGAACAACGACUUGAAUGUAAAUAGAUCGAUUUCCUGUUGGUUAUAUGUAAUUGUUCCUUAAAAAAAAAAAAAAACAGCGGUCAUUAAUAGCAGACCAACGUCGCUUUGUUAGUCAACUCUAAUAUACAAAAUUUGUAUAUUUGCAAUGCUGGUGCAAGGUGUCAUUUUUUUUGCAUCAUGCUUCGAAUUAAGUAAACCGAGGACACCAAUAACAGCCGUAAGGUGACAUUGAUCUUUACAAACGCCUUGCCCAUGAGGAAGUUUAGGCAUCUUCACUUGCUUUUAUUAGCAAUUUUUCGGCCUCGGUGGAUAACACCCCCCAAUAUCUGCUUAAUUCUUCAUAUCCUACGAAAGCCGAAAUCAUUAAUUGCUUUAUUAUUCAUUCAAAAUAAUUCCUAGUUUAAAAACAUAGCUAAAACAUGCUUACAUGCAUCGAUGUUAAGUUCAUCUUCGAUAGUGCACGUUUAGGUUUGUCCAGCUCUGCAAAUAUUCUCCAAAUAGUAGAUGCUGCCCUCCGAGUUGUCUUUUUGCUGUUUUUGCCAUGUUUUUAGCUAUUAUUUUGCCUAGUUCCAGCUGUAGUUCUUACUCUUGAAACGAGUGAAAUGUCCGCCAUUUUUUUUAUACAACCAAACAACUCAACCUCGUCCCCAGGUCUUCUCGGUAACGGUGCCUUAACCUGUAGCGGGCUGCACUUUUGACGUCAUUUCCUCGUUAAACACAAGAUUCUUCCAAAUUUGGUCAUCAGUAGCUGGUUAUGGAGAAUUUUUAGCCAAUCAGAAUUGGGGAAAUAUUUUUAAUGAAUAAUGAUAUAUAUUAAUUCGUCUUAUAUAACUUUUAGAAGUUUUAGACAUUGUAACUAGGUUUUUCCGCUCUUUGAAACUGAUUGUAAAUUACAAUUAAUAAUUCCUAUUGGAAUAUUUGAACAAACUUAUUGUAUUGUGACAGAAAAAAGUUCAUGUUUUAACACUGAUAUUACUGCGAAUUGCCUAUGGAGAAAAUGAGAUUGGACAGAGUGGUAUUGAGAUAAUUAGCUGAACUUUGUGGUUGCUCGGCGUUUUUUGGCUUCAAAAUUACUGUUCUUCCCCUUUAAUUUUAAGGCAGGAAGAAUUCAAGAUAAGUUCCUCAUUUGCUGCUUGGCCGGCGGAAAACUAUGAGGUACUAGUUGCUUCAAUUAUUUAUAAAAGGAUAGACGCAUCGAGAAUGUUGAACAUUACAUACAUUAAAAGAAAUGAGGUCAGCGAUAAGCAAAACAUGAAAACAUUUUCCUCUUUGUAGAUAGGUUCCUGUUAAGUUUUCCUCCAAUUUUUUUACGCCUCAAUUAUUUUUGAGUAUGUUAAGCUUUCAAGUGCUGGCAGCUUAAUUGUAUUGCUACUGCCGAUUGGAAAGGAAUUGUAUGUUGAUUUAUAUGCAUACCGAUUUUAUUUCAGUACUUCUUUCAAAAUGAACUCGAAAAACGUGGGAAGUAUGUGUGGUCAGACGAUGAAAGCUCCAUGAGGUAAAAGACAUUAUUUUGUUACUAUUGGCAAAUAAAGUAUGUUAUUACUCUUUAUACAAUGAUGUGAAUGCUACGCGCGUUGUGAUUGGUCGUCGCCCAUGAUCUAUCAGAGUACAGAUACAUAGAUGACGUCACGCGAAGCUUGGUUUGUUUGUUUUGUUCAACAUGGCGCGCGGUUUUGAAAAUGUUUGUGAGAUUAUUUCGGAUUAAAGCAAGUGAAAUCCUCGAAAAAAGUUCAACAGAAGCUAUUUACAAGAAACAAAAAUGGAGAAACGGGGACAAAAAGAGCUCUUGACUACUUUAGAAUGCCUAAACUACAAGAAAUUGUCACAACAGCUGCCAUCUUGUUUCAUCGCUAUGAGAGAAUCGCCGUUUUGCAAAAUGUUUUCGCCAUUAUUCCGCUUUGAGCAAGAAAAGGCGUUGAGAAACUUUUCAAAGAAACUGUAUAUAAUUAACAUAAAGUAGAAAAAAAAAAAGAAAGAAACAGAGACGAAAAGUAGCGCUUGGGACUUAACAAGUGCCUAAACUAGCACAAAUCCUUGAACAGUCAAGCGGUGCGAGGCAGGCGUUUGUGUCGGUCUUUUUUCUUUUCUGAUCAUUGUAUAAAAGAAAUAGAUUUCAUGUUGCCGUGGGUCUGUUCAGUAAUAGAUCACAUAGGACGUCAAAAUGUGGUAAAAACAACAGUGACACACUCCGCCUGCGGCUCGUGUGCCACUUCAUUGUUUUUACCACAUUUUGACGUCAUCUGUGAUCUAUUACUGAACAGAGGCACGGCAACAUGGAAUCUAUUUGUUAAGUAGUUUUUUUUCAAUAGUAAAGGUAAAGUUAUUCAGUUUACGGCAAUUGCACCAACCCGAGACCAGGCUCCUAGAUGGGGAAAAAUGGGCGGCCCAAUUCCCUGGCUCAGUCUCCAGCCCUGGGUAUCUUUAUGCGCCCGCGAUUCUUCGCACCUCACCUGGGGAGAAUAGCGUGGGCAUCGAGACACCCUCGACCCUCUUUCUUCGCUAAGGAGCCUGGUCCCCAGCUUCAAAUACACGUGCUUUUAGGACAAAGUUUCAUAGCUUUACGAGGGUCAUUAGUAUGAAGUUCUCCAAUCACGUUUGCAUGAAAGCCAACGCGCGCGAACAAACUGAAAAGCCACCUGAUUAGUUUGUAAACAGAAACGUGCUGAAGGUAAAGGUGUUCUUCGAAGAACUUAAGUUUGUAAAUAUGUGUGCCAAUUGCUUUCCAGGAAAAACGUAUUGAAGGUGCAAGUGUUUUUCGAAGAACUUAAUGUAGAGUACAUAGCAGAAAGGAUCUCCUAUGAAGUAAGUGAUCGAGUUUCUUUUUUUAAUUGUAAUUAUGGUAAAGGAUUGUUUGCUUUUUUAAAAUAUAUAGAACUUUAUUUUUAAAGUAAAAGGAGCCUUAGUUAGGUGAUACUCGAUUUAAAGCCUCGUAAUCGUCAUGAAUAAUAAAUAGAGAGAACUAAAUUCAGAAAGAGAUUUCUUAUACUAAGUAGUGCGCGCGAGUGCACUUUUGGUGAGAAAACGCGAUAGCUGCAGGGGCGCAUCAGAAAACAUGGGCAUGAUUUUAGUCGAUCCAAUUUUUCUACCCUUUUAGUCUGUUCAGCUGAUUUGGGUAGACUUUAAAACAUUUGUUCCCCAACCACGUCAAAUUUUAUAGUUUUUUGUUUAAGCACAAGGUUUCCCCUCGGUGGUUUGUGUAAACGAUAGGCAACCAAGUUUUAUUUUUAUCACUUUGCGAUCGGAAGAGGGCUAAACCGCUUUUUAAUGAAAAUAAACGUGCUGAUUUUUAUUUGCGGGGUGUCUAUUUUUUUACGCAUUCUCCCUCAUCCUCGAAUCUAAAAGUCUCUAUUAAACUAGUGAAUGGCCUUAAAUUUGAAAAUCCGGGCAUUAAAGCAAGUACUGCCCAGUACAUCGUCCAAGUUAAUGAUUAAUAUGUGUCAUGCGUGAUAGUGAAUAGCUUAUGAACUACCAUUGUUUAUCAAUUCUCUCCCAUAGCUUCCUGAUUUUGCUUCAGACAUUGGUGGUCAGCUAGGUCUAUGGAUUGGUUUCUCUGUGCUCACCAUUGCUGAGUUCAUUGAAUUUGUGAUGUUGAUUAUUUUACUGGCAAUAAGAAAGUGCUCAUCACGUGGAAGUAAAGUCAAGUCAGCUUCAUUAGAAAUGGAAAAAGUAAACCCUCAUUCAAACGAAGCACUUAAAUUCAAAUAA
This is a messenger RNA of Porites lobata, 8467 nucleotides long. Lineage: Eukaryota; Metazoa; Cnidaria; Anthozoa; Scleractinia; Poritidae. The record is from the annotation of a GenBank genome assembly.